AUGUUAAAAUCUAGAGUUUUACAUGGAGAAGAAUCUGUGGUUCAAAAAAUUGAAAAUGAUGAAGAAAUCAGACGCAGUGAAAGACUUAGAGUUAAUUUUGACGAAAUUAAGUUUCGUGAUGACAGAUCUCUAUGGGAAGAAGCCAUAAAAGAUGAACUCAACUCCCAUUUUGAAAAUAAUACUUGGUCCUUAGUGCAAAAGCCAAACAAUAAAAACAUAGUUGAUUAUCUCCAACUUGCUGACAUCUUGACGAAGCCGUUACCAUCCGCCAGAUUCAGUAUUUUGAGAGCCCAGAUGGGACUUUUGAAUAACAGCAAACCUAACCGAAACUGUUGUCAUGGACUAAAUAUUAAUUUAAAAAAAGGGUCCACUUACUUUAGUAUUGAAUAACUACGAAUAGCUUUAAGCAACUGAAGUUCCUUAAUCAAUAAUCUUGAAUACUUGUAUAUUUUUUGUUUUUCACUAUGUAAACUUAAUUUUUGGUUAUUUUUAUUUGUAUAGAUCUGGUUGGGUUUUACUGGGUUUCCCCAACUCUUUGCAGCAAAUGCUGGAUCUAAUUGUAAUCCCCAGAAGAAGAAAAAAAAAAAAAAAGAAAAGAAACUAUAUGAACAAACUAAUUAAAAUAAAUAAGCACAAUACUCGUCUGUCAACUAUUCUUUAUAUAUCAAUGUAACUCUUGAGGUGGCGUGUUGAAAAAUACGUAUGUAAAUACAUACAAGUGCAAGAAUUAUAUUGAUAUUCGCGCAUUACAUAUAUUGUGUAUGUAUUGGUGGAAAGGGAUCUCAAGAGGCAACGGCA
Molecule: messenger RNA, 798 nt
Organism: Drosophila nasuta
Lineage: Eukaryota; Metazoa; Arthropoda; Insecta; Diptera; Drosophilidae
Exons: 4
Coding region: 1-390 (129 amino acids)
Source: RefSeq, a predicted model, not a curated record